Messenger RNA from Pipra filicauda (Wire-tailed manakin), 465 nucleotides. Its product is annotated as avidin-like. Gene Ontology annotation, molecular function: biotin binding. The record is from RefSeq and is a predicted model, not a curated record. The transcript is spliced from 4 exons. NCBI's taxonomy places the organism in Eukaryota, Metazoa, Chordata, Aves, Passeriformes, Pipridae. The coding region runs from base 16 to 465 and encodes 149 amino acids.
CUGCCUGCUGCAGAGAUGGUGCAAGCAACUGUCUUCCUCCUGGUGCUCAGCCUGGCCCUGGGGGCUCACAGCCUCUCUGUAGAAAAGUGCAACCUGAUUGGGAACUGGACGAAUGACCUGGGCUCCAACAUGACCAUCUUGGCUGUGGAUGAAAAAGGCAACUUCGCUGGCUUGUACAACACAUCUGUGGCAGACCACCCGAAUAAGAUCCAGCAGUCACCACUGGUGGGCUUCCUGCACCUCACAAACCCAAUAGACCAGCCCACCUUUGGCUUCACUGUCAACUGGACCUUUUCAGAGGCCACAUCUGUUUUCACGGGACAAUGUUUCGUGGACAAGGAUGGAAAGGAGACUUUGAAGACCAUAUGGCUCUUUCGGCGUCACAUGAACACAACUGAAGACAACUGGGCAGGCACUCUGGUUGGCACCAAUGUCUUCACCCGCCUGAAAAAGCAGAAGGAGUGA